GCUGUUUCUUUCAGUCCGUGGUGAGCAUUUGAUUCAUAUGUUGAAUUCGAGAUCGCAUAUUUCGUUACAAAAAUGACUAGCAAAGCGAAAGUGCCCAAGACGAAGGAAGGCGCGCCUGAGAACGCACCUUUGAAAAAAAGGCCGUUCAAACGACAUGGACGCUUGUAUGCGAAGGCGAUCUUCACAGGAUACAAGCGUGGGUUGCGCAAUCAACACGAGCACACAGCACUGCUGAAAAUUGAAGGAGCCAGGACAAAGAACGACUCUAAUUUCUAUGUAGGGAAGCGGUGUGUAUAUGUGUACAAGGCCAAGAACAAGACUCCUGUACCAGAAAAGACGACUAGGAAAACCAAAGUUAGGGCUAUUUGGGGAAAAGUCACUCGUCCCCAUGGAGCAAGCGGAUCGGUACGUGCGAAAUUCAAGAGGAAUCUUCCAGCCAAGGCUAUGGGCCACCGUAUUAGGAUUAUGCUGUAUCCUAGUCGGAUCUAAAUAUUCCUCUUGUAUAAUAUAAGCGAAUAAAUACCAUUUUGGUAAAAUCUA
Dinoponera quadriceps is the source of this 540-nucleotide messenger RNA. RefSeq names its product 60S ribosomal protein L35a (gene RpL35A). NCBI's taxonomy places the organism in Eukaryota, Metazoa, Arthropoda, Insecta, Hymenoptera, Formicidae. The transcript has 4 exons. Gene Ontology annotation, biological process: ribosomal large subunit biogenesis; cytoplasmic translation. Gene Ontology annotation, cellular component: ribosome; cytosolic large ribosomal subunit. Bases 73 to 489 code for a protein of 138 amino acids. Gene Ontology annotation, molecular function: structural constituent of ribosome. The record is from RefSeq and is a predicted model, not a curated record.